AUGGCAUCCUUAGCGACAAAUGACGGGGAUGCGGCUGAGAACAAUGCUGCUUUCGAUAUUGUCCAGCACGGCCACAAGGAUCUCGUUCAGGCCGUCGCCUUCAACGCGUACGGUGACAGAUGUGCCACCGGCAGUGUCGACGGCAAGAUUCGCGUCUUCAAUCGGCAUCAGGACGGCAUCUGGCGCCUCUGCGACAAUUGGAAAGCCCAUGCUGGCGAAAUACUAGAGCUGCAAUGGCUGCCGCCGACGAUCUAUCCGAACCUCUUGGCUUCGCUCGGGAUCGAGGGCCGCUUCCAGCUCUGGGCUGAGGACCCUUCUGCUCCCCCGGGGAGGCGCUUCAGCAUGAGAGAUGGGAACGGAAAACCCGUCUCCGAGGUCCGGUCUAGCCGCUACCCCUUCAGGUCCUUCUCGGUUAAGCAUGACGAGGUGACGAGGUGCACUUACGUUGCCCUCCUCGCCUCCGACGGCCACCUUACGGUAUACGAAGGCGAAGUGCCCGAGGCGUUGACCGAUUACGCCAAGUUCGACGACUUUCAGGCCUUCGCCAAGCCGAAUCGUGGCGAGGAAACGUGCUUCAAGGUUCGCUUCGACCCUAAUCCCGAGCCCUGCUACACCGCCUUGCGAGCUGGCUUGCCGUCGGAUGCGUUAAGCCUGGUGGUAUCGGGGUUGACGGCGGUGAAAAUCUUCCGGACGCGCGAUAUCGUUACUAGUUCCUUCGGUACCGCGACUAGGAGUAGGGAAUUUUACUUGGCCCUCGAGAUCACGGAGCAUGCUCACCUCGUUCGCGAUGUCGCCUGGGCCCCUGGGAACUAUAGAGGCUAUGAGAUGAUCGCCACUGCGUGCCAGGACGGGUUUGUGAGGGUGUUUCGAAUCGACACGCCCUUCUCCAAAGAUGACGGCAAAACCUGGUCUCCGGCGGAUAUCCUAGGGAGUACGAGGGGUGACGAGAGCACCGCUCCUCGAAAUCCCCCAUCUCGCAGACAGUCGCAGGCACCCUCCGGCAUAAGGGCCGAGAUUGACAAGUCUGGGACGCACGGAGAACGGCUCUUGACCGACCAACCGGGGCAAAUUCGGCAUACUGUGAAGGUUCUCUCCAAGCUCAGCGCCCACCGGUCGCCCGUCUGGAGGGUUGGCUUCGAUGACGAUGGCCAGAUUCUAGGCAGCGUCGGGGAUGAGGGCAAGCUGAUGUGCUACCGACAGCUACCUGAUGGCUCGUGGGCCAAGAGUUCCGAACUGGGAAUGAUGAAAACUAGGAUGGCUGCCCCGCCCGUCAGUCACAGUUAA
Molecule: messenger RNA, 1284 nt
Organism: Durotheca rogersii
Lineage: Eukaryota; Fungi; Ascomycota; Sordariomycetes; Xylariales; Xylariaceae
Product: WD domain-containing protein
Exons: 2
Coding region: 1-1284 (427 amino acids)
Biological process (GO): positive regulation of TORC1 signaling; cellular response to amino acid starvation
Cellular component (GO): nuclear pore outer ring; Seh1-associated complex
Molecular function (GO): structural molecule activity; protein binding
Source: RefSeq, a predicted model, not a curated record